UCUGGCUAUCGCUUGAAAUUAUAACGUAUCCGUAUCCUACCCCUCAAAUCAAAUUUCCUUCCAACUUAGAAUUUGCAACCCUGUUACCUCUGCGGCUCAGCUGUUUUUACAUGCAUUCGACAUCAAGCAGUCACAAUAAAAUAAACCGGUGCAACAACGUCUAUAAAAAUCAGGGCAGCGCGCAUAAAAAUGAGUUUAUUAACGCGUCGCUGCUCCAACAUUUUAUCGACAAAGUUAUUGGUGCAACAACAACGCUACUACCACCCCAUUAAUAAACUGCUCAACGCCUAUAGAAGUCCACUGAACAAUUCGUCGACAUUCCAUCAGCGGCAUUGGAGCAAAGGCAGUAAUAGCAGCCAGUUAAGGUUUUACCACGCAACAAAAAGGCAGCAAAUACAGCAAAAACAAAAAACCGUGCGUAUAAAUCGUUUGCUAGAGUUUAGAACGCCAACAGCUUUUAUAAUGGGCUCAGCAAAUUGUAAAGAAAAUUCAUCAAAAAUCUCAAUCAAAAAUGAGAAGGCAGCAGCAGCGAAGGGCCAGAAUGGUUCAUAUCAAUCUACCAGCGACAUGUCGGAAUAUACCAACGCCGUCGAGGUAUGCCACAUCGACGAUCUGCAGGAGAAUGAAAUGAAGCAAUUUAACUUCGAUGCGAACACACCGGUAUUGGUGGUGAAGCAAGACGGUCAGAUAUCAGCCAUCGGUAAUAAAUGUACGCAUUACGGCGCCCCCUUGCACACCGGCGCGCUGGGUCAGGGACGCAUACGUUGUCCAUGGCAUGGUGCCGCUUUUUGCACACGUACCGGUAAUAUCGAAGAUUUCCCUGGGCUCGAUUCGCUGCCAUGCUUUAUGGUACGCGUUGAAAAUGACGGUAAGGUGAAGUUACGCGCCAAGCGCGCUGAUUUGGAGAAGAAUAAGCGCUUGAAGAAUAUGGUGAAACGUGAUAAAGCGAAUAAGCUGUGUAUCGUUGUUAUUGGCGGCGGUCCGGCAGGAGCAACCUGUGUAGAAACGUUGCGCCAAGAAGGCUUUACCGGCCGCAUUGUAAUGCUAUGUCGCGAGGAAAUCUUGCCUUAUGAUCGUAUCAAAGUAUCCAAGACACUGGGAAUCGCGGCGGAAACGAUACAAUAUCGAGAUGCCGAUUUCUAUGCCCAAUAUGAUAUUGAGGCAUUGCUUGGCGUGGAAGCGACCAAAGUCGAUACGACUGACAAGAAGGUACAUUGCUCGAAUGGGGAUGAGAUCAAGUAUGAUCAGCUUUUUAUCGCUACUGGCUUGAGAGCUAAGCGCCCGCCAGCCAAGGGAACCGAUUUGAAAAAUGUAUUCACUUUGCGUGAGCUCUCAGAUGGUAAGGCCAUAGUUGACGCCGUAACACCGGAAACAAACCUGGUCUGCGUAGGUGGCAGCUUUAUUGCAAUGGAGGUGGCUGCAGCGUUGGUCUCGAAAGUUAAAUCGGUAACGGUACUAUACUCAGGCGAAUAUCCCUUCCCCUAUUUCGGCGAGGCUGUGGGUGAACUUUUCUACCGUCUAUAUCGUGAGAAAGGCAUCACAAUGAAGAGUCAAAGCAGACUUUCUGAGUUGUACGGCAAUGACGAGGGGGCUGUCACUGAAGUCGGACUUAUCGAUGGCAGCAAGGUGCCAUGUGAUGUUGUUGUCUUGGGUACUGGUUCCAGCUUUAACACAGAUUUCCUCAAAGGUUCAGGCAUCAAAGUUAACGCCGACGGCUCAAUUGACACUGACAUGCAUCUCAUGACAAAUGUAAUCGAUGUUUAUGUAGGCGGUGACAUUGCCAAUGCACCCAUAAUGGCCAAUGCCAAUCAACGCGGUGCUGUUGGUCACAUACAAUUGGCGCAAUAUCACGGUCGUGUGGCCGCGCUCAAUAUUACGGGCACCAUAGAGGAUUUGCGUGCGGUGCCCUUCUUUUUCACAAUGAUUUUCGGCAAGGGUAUACGUUAUGCUGGUCAUGGCAAUUUCUCGGACACGCUGAUCAAGGGUGACUUGAAUGGCUUCAAAUUCGUUGUAUACUAUCUCGAUGCGCACGGAAAUGUGAUAGCCGUUGCAACGAUCGGUCAUGAUCCGGUAGUAUCACAAUAUGCAGAGUUACUGAGUCAGGGAAAGCGUUUGCAUCGCUCCCGAAUAGAGAGUGCAGAGGAUCACUUGGAGUGGACGAAUAUGUUGAAGGAGAAGAAGGCGCGAGUGUCGAAUGAGUGCUGAACGAGCAUUUAAAUUAAUUGUAUAUUUGUAAAUGUGUAACAUUGGUAUUUAUUAGUACAAUUUUGUAAAAUUAUUUGCAAAGAAUUCGCAAACCAAGUAUUGAAACUAAAACUAAUAAUAAUACAUAUUGCUAUUCGAAAGGUAAAA
Molecule: messenger RNA, 2352 nt
Organism: Rhagoletis pomonella (apple maggot)
Lineage: Eukaryota; Metazoa; Arthropoda; Insecta; Diptera; Tephritidae
Product: apoptosis-inducing factor 3
Exons: 5
Coding region: 190-2205 (671 amino acids)
Cellular component (GO): cytoplasm
Molecular function (GO): oxidoreductase activity, acting on NAD(P)H; 2 iron, 2 sulfur cluster binding; flavin adenine dinucleotide binding
Source: RefSeq, a predicted model, not a curated record